Strongylus vulgaris is the source of this 747-nucleotide messenger RNA. The record is from the annotation of a GenBank genome assembly. Lineage: Eukaryota; Metazoa; Nematoda; Chromadorea; Rhabditida; Strongylidae.
AUGCAGGUGAAGGUCCGUGGGGCGCCACUUAUCGCCGUGAUAGGCGCACUUGGAUUACUGAUUGAGAUGUCAGGGCGGGUGUUCAAAGAGCCUGAAGAAGUUGUUGCAUACAUCAAGACUAGGGCCCAGUACUUACUUGACUCUCGCCCAACUGCUAUAAAUCUUCGAAAUGCCAUGGAUAUGAUUUUGAAAGCAGUCAUGGUUGAGGGUGAUGAGAAAAUUAAGAAGCAGAGUGUUAUUGAAAGUAUCCUAAAGCUCGUACAUGGCGAAACGGAGGAAAACCGAAGGCUUGUGUGGAACGGUUUUCAAGAGGGCAUGCGUCUUACUUCCACCGAACUUCGCCAUGCUAAUGUGCCUUUCAAAAUAAUCACUGACAACAUGGCAGCCUGGACUAUGAAAACGCAUAAGAUUGACGCUAUACUUACUGGCAAAGUGGCCCUCAAUGGAGACACAGCAAACAAAAUUGGUACUUACAUGCUGGCUGUGCUCGCCAAACAUCACAAUGUACCGUUUUAUCCUGUCGUUCCGACAACCACAAUAAAUCGUAAAAGAGAAUCUGGCGACAGUAUACCCAUUGAGGAGAGACCAGCAGUAGAAAUGUUGUCUGUAAAUGGAGUUUUUGUUGGCGCUGAAGGUACACCAGUAUGGAAUCCAGCUUUUGAUGUAACACCAGCGGAACUGAUUACGAAGAUUAUCACAGAUCGAGGCAACUUCGCACCUGAGGAGUUGAAGCGAAGUCUAUGCUGA